This is a messenger RNA of Lactuca virosa, 1346 nucleotides long. Lineage: Eukaryota; Viridiplantae; Streptophyta; Magnoliopsida; Asterales; Asteraceae. The record is from the annotation of a GenBank genome assembly.
AUGUCGAGUAAUCUGGUGGUAAAAGUACGAAGAGAUAAGAUAGCGGCAUGCAUGACAUGCCCUAUCUGCAACAAGCUCUUCAGGGAUGCCACCACUAUCUCCGAAUGUCUCCAUACAUUCUGCAGGAAAUGUAUACGUAAGAAGCUCUCGCAAGAAGAACUUGAAUGUUGUCCAAUAUGCAAUAUUGAUCUUGGAUGUGUGCCUUUGGAGAAAUUGAGGCCGGACCAUAAUUUACAAGAUCUGAGAGGAAAAAUCUUGCCAUACAAAAGGAGAAGGGUGAAGGCCCCUGAAGUUGUGCCUUUAAGGAGGAAAGAGAGAUCACUCUCAUCACUGGUUGUCACUGCUCCAAGAGUCUCACCCUCAACACCAACCAAAACCACAAUCACAAUGACUGGCAAAAGGUCAAAAGUAACCCCAAGGAAGAAAUCACGUGGCUCCAGUUUCUCCAUCGAGAAACCCCUCCUCAAGAAACAACAAGAACAACAAGACUCCAUCUCCAUGGAAGAAAGCUCCACUUCACAUGAAACUUCAAACAAGAUCACCCACAAUUGCAACUCAAAGCAGAAGAAUUGUUCAACUGCUAGCCAUGAUGAAAGAGAAGGCGAAGGUGAAGCGUGGGACUGGAAGCCAUUAAAUGACCUUGUGGAAGCAGCAAAUAGGAGUAAAUCUUCAAAACAUACUGCUGUUGUUGUGAAAUCUGAAGCUUGUAUUAUAAAAAGUGAAGGAGGAGGACAUGUGCAACGAAAAGCCAAAGGGAAAGAUGAGUUAAGUAAUAAAGUUGAAGAUGAUGAUAAAGACACUGCUACUGAAGUUGUAAAUGUAACACCUCCUAUUAUAAAGAUGCGUAGGAAUCGCAAAAAGAAGUCAGCUGAUUCUACUGUGCUGGAUGCUGUUGACACUAGUAGGGAGAAAACUAAACGAACAUAUCCUAUCUGGUUCCAGUUGGUGCCAUUUCAACAACAGGAAGGGGAGCCCUUGAGGCAGAUAGAAGGACGAUAUGUGAAAUUGAAUGAUGGGAAUGUACCUGUUUCAAUUAUCCAAAAACUGGUGAUGAACAAACUGGAACUUCCAAGUGAACAUGAGGUUGAGCUUCGAUGCAUGGGGGAGCGGGUGAUGCCAACACUGCAGCUACGGAAUCUGAUGGAGCUGUGGGUGCAAGCUCAUCCAGACAUCAUUACAGCCAAAAUUGGCUCAUCUGCACACCAAUUUCUCAUGGAAAUCUCAUAUGCCAAAAAACCCAACCCAAACCCAAUCCCAAUCCCCCCAUAAAAUAUUAAUUAUUCAUUUUUAUCACCCAAAUCAAAUCUCGCCGCCUAAUACUUAAUACUUAAUACUUACUUUAUCAG